Molecule: messenger RNA, 916 nt
Organism: Parasteatoda tepidariorum (common house spider)
Lineage: Eukaryota; Metazoa; Arthropoda; Arachnida; Araneae; Theridiidae
Source: RefSeq, a predicted model, not a curated record
AGAACGACUCCUGAGAUAUAAAAACAUCCUAGAUAAUUUUCUUAAAUUCGAGCACGUUAACUGUGACGAACUUUAACUGUGUUCAUCAAAAAUACUUUUUGUUUACAUUUGGAUACGGUAUGUUGUGCGGUAUUGUAAUAUAGGUUUUAAUGGCUUUCAGACAGUUUAUUCAGAAAUUUAUCUCUCCUAUAUGGUUCUAUCCAUCACUAAGCAAAGAUAUUGCAAAAAGAGGUAAUCUGAGUAGUUUUGUAUGGGAUAAAGCAGUACCAAUUAAAAAAAAUGAAGCAAGUCCUGUGAAGAAACUUGACUCAUUGGUAGUUGACAAACAUGUUGCGCAUCAUCAAAAUAAUAAGUUUAUUGACUUAUUCACAAACAAUCCUCACAAAAGCUUUUAUAUGCCAACAAUCACAAUAAACACUUUAAAAGUCUACGAGGACUUGCUCCGAGUUCCAAAGUCGAUCGUAGAUAACAGGGUGAUAAUUACUAAAAUUGAUCCUUUAAUACCAGAGAGGCCUCAGAAAAAGGAAGCAAUCCGUAUGAUUCGCAUCCGCAGGCGAAAAAUGCGAAAGCACAAGCUUAAAAAGCUGCGAAAGAAAAUGAAAUUUGUUUUCGCGAAAAUCAAACUUAGGAGACAAUUAAGAAAAGAAACAGAGUUUCGCACCGAGUUGCUGACUCAAAUAGAAGCUGCUGAUAAAUUUGAUGCAAAGGAAUAUGUUGCGAAUAUAAUGCAUACAAUUAGGUAUCAUCCUAAACCAGAAACUGAGGAAGAAAGGAAAGAAAAGUAUAGAUUAAAAAUAAAGGCUCAUAGAUACAAUACAACAUUUGUGAGGCCUAAUUUUGAUAAUGAUUGACUGUUAUGUUGAUUUAUUUAAUGUAGUGAUAUGUUAACCCAAUAAAAUUUUAGUUGUUUGUCAAA